AUGGCUAUUAAACCUUGUACAAGGAUACAAUUUUUCUAUAAAGAAAAACUUAAAUCGGUUGUGGAAGAACCCGAGUUCACCGAUGUUAUCCAGAACAUCACCGUAGCUGCAGGCAGGAACAUCAGAUUUGCUUGCGCAGUAAAGAAUUUACAAAUGUACAAGGUUGCUUGGAUGCAUUUUGAGCAAUCAGCAAUCUUGGCAGUAAACACUCACGUUAUAACAAGGAAUCCACGGAUAAGCGUCACUCACGACAAGCACCGAACUUGGUUCCUACAUAUUAACAAUGUCCAAGAGGAAGAUAAAGGUCGUUAUAUGUGUCAAAUCAAUACCGUAAUUGCUAAGACGCAAUUUGGAUUCCUUUAUGUCGUUGUUCCUCCAAACAUAAACGACUCCUUGAGCAGCAGCGAUGCAAUCGUGAGGGAAGGCUCCAACGAGACGUUAACUUGUAAAGCUACCGGAUUUCCUACACCUAGCGUUAAAUGGAAGAGGGACGAUAAUACCAAAAUUACCAUAAAUAAGACACUUCAAGUUUCCGAAUGGGAAGGAGAAACUCUGGAGCUUACAAAAAUUUCCAGGCUUGACAUGGGGGCUUUUUUGUGCAUUGCUAGUAAUGGUGUACCUCCGACAGUGAGCAAAAGAAUCAAAGUAAGCGUAAAUUUCCCUCCAAUGUUAUGGAUUCCGCAUCAACUGGUAGGAGCUCCGUUAAAUUACGCCGUGACCCUCGACUGUUUCUCGGAGGCGAAUCCAAGUUCCCUAAACUACUGGACCCGAGAAGACGGCCAGAAUAUGAUACACGAUUCACGGAAGUAUCGCACAGAAAACAGCGUUGGCAAUCCUUCAUAUAAAACCCACAUGAAACUCACCAUUAACAACAUUCAGCAAAGUGACUACGGCACCUACAAAUGUGUCGCGAAGAAUCCCAGAGGGGAGACGGAUGGGACUAUUAGGCUUUACCCUUCAUCAUCGCCAACAUCUUCGUCAAGUGCCCCAACUACCCUUCUGUCUAAGAGUAGUAUUUGGAUCAAAGGAAACGGUUCUGGUCAUGGAAGUUCUCUGUCAGUUUUACACAUUUCCGAUAAAGGUUCUAAAUAUCAAUCUAAUUUAAACGAGAUUGACAUAUCACAACAGAAAUCAAGUGCCAAAACAGACUUUAAUGAUAAUAUCCAUGAAAAUUCUUCCGAAAAUACUGGAGAUCGUCUUAAACAAUGCUACGCAGUAUGUACAUGUACACCAGAGAAUUGUAAAAAUGUUAGAGACGACUUUAUUGAAGACAAUGAAAUCAGCUUAUUAGAUGGAAAUCCUGUUGCUGCUGACGAACAUUUUCAAAUUAUUGACAAUGAAAACGAUGUAUAA
Molecule: messenger RNA, 1353 nt
Organism: Diabrotica balteata
Lineage: Eukaryota; Metazoa; Arthropoda; Insecta; Coleoptera; Chrysomelidae
Source: the annotation of a GenBank genome assembly